This is a messenger RNA of Endocarpon pusillum Z07020, 2319 nucleotides long. RefSeq lists its product as uncharacterized. The record is from RefSeq and is a predicted model, not a curated record. Gene Ontology annotation, molecular function: DNA-binding transcription factor activity; sequence-specific DNA binding. The transcript is spliced from 2 exons. Gene Ontology annotation, biological process: regulation of DNA-templated transcription. Lineage: Eukaryota; Fungi; Ascomycota; Eurotiomycetes; Verrucariales; Verrucariaceae. Bases 1 to 2319 code for a protein of 772 amino acids.
AUGGCUUCACAGAGCCUAUCUAGAAAACGACCGGCCCCUGGGACCUCACCUAUUCCAUACCAAGAUGCAUACGCUCCACCGCUGCCAGGAUUGGAAGAAUACGCCGGCCUGGAUCCACAUGUCUCCGAUGACCAAUUUCUCCAAUUCGGAUACCAAUCUCAAGCUGAUAAACCGUCAACGCCCUACAGUGAGGUCGCAACACCCCAAUCACAAAGUUACAGCAGUGAUAUAGCGCCGGGCUCCAAUCAGCUUGCUCGGAGGCCCGCCAAUCCUGUUGGUCCUCGAGACCAAGGCCACAGAGACUCGGGCGAUUUGCAGUGGGCGGAACAAGCGGAGAGUCAGCGGGUUGAAGGCGCAUGGGGGGACGAUCUUGAAGACCUAAAACGCAGAGCACAGGUUGCGAAGAGAGAAGCUCAAUCAAAAAGGAAGCAGAUACCGCCUUUUGUCCAGAAGCUUGCCAGCUUCCUGGAUGAUGAAAAAAACACCAACCUCAUUCGAUGGUCUGACGAUGGCAACUCUUUCAUUGUGGAGGACGAAGAUGAAUUCGCAAAGAAGCUCAUUCCGGAGCUGUUCAAACAUAAUAAUUAUACCUCCUUCGUGAGGCAACUGAACAUGUAUGGGUUUCACAAGAAGGUUGGGCUAUCAGACAAUUCGAUGAGGGCCAGUGAGAAGAAGGCCAAGAGUCCAAGCGAGUACUCCAAUCCAUAUUUCAGACGUGGCUAUCCUGAUCUCCUGUGGUUGAUUCAAAAGCCGAGAAACACUGGUCAAGGCGCAAAAGGAAAGCUGGUACCAAGAAGACCUGACCUUGACCAGAACGAGGAUGAGAUUGAAGAAAUCGUCGAAGAAAUCCAGCAGCAACACCCACAGCAACCACAGCCAUCGAAACCGAAACAACCAGGGCGGCUGGCAAUUGGACAAGGAGAUGCGACGCUCCCAUCAGAACAGCUUGUCAGUGUUCAUCGGGAGCUCCAAGCCAUUCGAACUCAGCAACAACAAAUUGCCGCCAUGCUACAUCGAUUGAAGCGUGAACACGAGCAACUCUACGGGCAGGCCGCCAACUUUCAAGACCAACACUCGCGUCACGAAAACUCCAUCAACGCCAUUCUCACCUUCCUUGCCACUGUUUACAAUCGAAGUCUACAGGGCCACGAGGGAGUGCAGGGUAUCGCCAAUCUUUUCACUGGUGUCAUACCUCAGGAAACUAACCAAAGUCAUGUUGUUGACGUUGGUGACUAUACAUUCGACCAACUUAAUGGCACAGAUGGCUCCAUUCAACGCCCUUUCAAGCGACAGCCUCUGUUGUUGAAAGCCGCACCUACCGAGGCAGGCCGCGCUACCACGGCAACUCCUUCGUCAGGUGGUACUCCGCAUGAGGGCCGACAGACGAGUCGAACGCCCCAAGCAGCCAGAAAUAGUGUACAUCAUCAUGGGAAUGCGAAGGGAUAUUUUGAUAUGCAAAACCAGCAGUCACAACCUCAAAGCGCGAAUCAAAGCGACAUUCUUUCUGUGAUCCAAAAUAGUAACGCGAAAAACUCAACGCCAGGGACUCCUGCACCAGACUUUUCGAAUGUCCUUAACUCGCUAGAAAAUGCUGGCGGCGCAUCACCUCUUACCAAUACGCAACGUGCAGACAUGCUCCGUCUUAUCAACAAUCAAGGAUCGGCUUCCAACGCUGGCGACAACGCUUUGACUUCACCCAAUCCCCCACCCAUGCCCAACAACUACGAUCGUCGACUUGCUGCCACGAAAUCCGAUCUUGACAAUCUCGCCAAAAUGCAAGCAGAUCAAGAUCGCUCAGUCCAAAAUCUGACGAACCUCCUGCAACCACUCAGUCCAACGGGCUCCAUCCCAGGCCUCGGCGACGGCGCAGACGUCCAGCCUCCUCCGCUAGACAUUGACGACUUCUUGAGCAGCAGCGCCAAUUACUUUCCAGACUUUCCACCCGACCCAAGCUUUGAAUUCACCAAUGCAGAUAUUAACACCAGUGCUACCAAUACCAAUGGCAUCAACUUCGCUGACCUCAACGACGGCGACGAUGAGCUCUUCGGUGAUGUCGGAAGCACCGGCAAUGGGACGAACCACGGUCUACCGCAGAACAGCAACAAUGGCUACAAUUAUCUGAACGUAGACGGCGCCGCUGAUGAUGGUGGCGGCGGCAGAGUCGAGUCAAUGGCCAGCAGUGAAGGAGCGAGUCCCACGAAUACAACAGCCACGACUGAUGGUGACGGACAGACACCGAGGUCGUGCGCAAAUGCUGCCGCAGAAUCUCAAGUCCAAAGAGGGAAUAGUCCGCCUAGGAAGAGGAAAAGGGUCGGUUGA